CUCAUGGUAGGGUUGAACCCAUCCCAAGUGGCACCACAAAAGGUCGACACCAUCGGAAACUGACGCCAUGGGCUGCACUACAAGCAGUGCGGCAACCAACUUGGCCUCGUUGCCGCAGGGUCUGGCGGAGACUUUCGCAUCCUAUGAGAUCUUCGUGAAGGAGAACAAGGCCAAGUUACCCGUGCUGGGGAUGCUGAUGUUGGAUCAGAAAUCUGGAAAGAGAGAGAUGGGUGGUUUUGACCAUCCAGGCAGUUUCAGCUACCAGAUCAAGCAGCAGGUGGUGAAAGGAUUGACAUUGGAAGUCUGUCACGCGGGAAAGUUGACACCAGACCUGGAAAAAUCUUUCGUCGCAAGCAUUUCUGCCUUGGAAGCAGCAGGUGCAUCGGUGAUUUGUGGCGACACGGGUUUCAUGAUGUGGUUCCAAUCCCUGGCCCGGAAGAGCACCAAGCUCCCAGUGAUCCUCAGCUCCCUGGCCGUGCUGCCCUCCAUCACCUGCUCCUAUGGUGCACAUGAGAAGAUUGCAGUAUUGACAGCUGACAGUCAGCUCUUGAAACCCAUGGCCACGUUGAUCCACGACGAAUGUAGCGUCGACAUCAACGACCAGCGGUUCGUCUUUGUGGGUUGCGAAGAUAUCCCAGGUUUCCACCAGAUCUCCAGCGGGCAACACGAUGACGCCGCCAAAAUGGAGGCAGGACUCGUGGCGAAGGCGACCAAAGUCCUGGAAGAACAUCCUCAGGUUCGAGCAUUCCUACUGGAAAGCACCGAACUGCCUCGCUAUGCUAAAGCCUUGCGGAAAGCCACGUUCAGGCCAGUCUUUGAUGCGUUGAACCUGUGCGACUUCUACAUCACCAGUCAUUUGGAUAAUCCGCGUUUUGGCGUGAAGGAUUGGGAUGACGCAAAGCAGGGGAAGCGACCCGAGUUCAACUUUGGACAGCUCGUUUCAGGUGCCACCGAGAUUGUGAAACCGGUCUUAGAUACUUUGAAAGUCACGGACAUCGCCAUGCAAAUCUAUGAGACCUCGAAACAAGCGGCUGUGUCCAUGAUGGUCCGCAGCCAAAGGGCUGGUAUCACUUUGGGGGUGAUCCGCUUGGAUUAUCACUACCCUCCAGCACCAGGGGAUGUUGACCAUCCAGGCAGUUACCCCUAUGAGGUUCACUAUCAUAUGGUGAAGGGCCUGACCUUCGAGAUGUGCCAAGCCGGAAAGUUAACGCCCGAAGUUGAAACGGCCUUCUUGCAAGGAAUCAAAGAUCUGGAAGCUAAAGGCGUCUCUGUGAUUACCGGCGAUUGCGGCUUCAUGAUGUGGUUACAGGAGCUGGCUCGGCGCAAUACCAAGCUCCCAGUGAUCAUGUCUUCAUUGGCCACCUUACCCGCCAUCACGGCAUCCUACACCAGAGAUGAACAGGUGGCCAUUUUCACUGCCAACGGCCAGUCCUUGCUGGGUAUGGAGCAACUCAUCAAGGCGGAGUGCGGCGUGGAUGUGAAGGACAAGCGCUACAUCUUUGUGGGCUGUGAGGAAGUACCGGGCUUUGAAGCUGUGGCCCUGGGCCAAAAGGUGGAUGUGAGGAAGGUCACUCCUGGAAUCGUGAAGAAAGCGCAGGAAAUCUUAACGAAGCAUCCGCAGGUCCGGGCGAUCCUCAUGGAAUGCACCGAGCUGCCCCCCUACUCCGAUGCCGUGCGCCACGUCUGUGGUGUGCCUGUCUUUGACGCGAUCACGGCCUGUGAUUUUUAUAUCGCCAGUCAUGUGGAGCAUCCCAUGAUGAAAACAUGGAGCCAUGCCCCCCUCGGAUAAUAUAGUUAAAAACAGAGUUUCGAAUGAGGUUCAUCCUCCAAUAUUGGUUAAUAAUGGCUAGUGAAGAAUGGCAAAUAUGGGAGGGUGACCUUUGGGGCCCUUCAGAGCUUCCCUGAGCAGGGAGAUGCCCUGCAAUCCAGCGGGUUUUGAAUGCUGGUUACCAAUUCAUGUCGUCAAAAAAUGGGGUACACCUUUGAAAUGAGGC
Molecule: messenger RNA, 1994 nt
Organism: Cladocopium goreaui
Lineage: Eukaryota; Dinophyceae; Suessiales; Symbiodiniaceae
Source: the annotation of a GenBank genome assembly